This is a messenger RNA of Rotaria sp. Silwood2, 1074 nucleotides long. The record is from the annotation of a GenBank genome assembly. NCBI's taxonomy places the organism in Eukaryota, Metazoa, Rotifera, Eurotatoria, Philodinida, Philodinidae.
AUGUUUUUCUUGAUUCUUGCUUUUACUACUUGGAAGAUGAUUAGUAUUCAAGGUGAAUCAUUAUUUUCAUUAGCUUGCUCACAUGACAAUGAAACAUGUACUGUGUACAAAAUUGAUAUUGACCUAGUUGACAACCGUGCUACGUCAAAUCAAAUUGCUGCAUGGCAUCAGUCCAAUAUUGAUGAGGGGUUUGGAUCUAUAGCUGGAUUCAAGAAUGAAAAAAUAGGUUAUAUUGUAAUGACAACUAACUGUAACUCUCAAGUGAAUCUUAUUAAUAUUAGCGAUCUAUCGCAACCAGUAUCAUCUAUAAUGAUGAAAACAACGUGUACGCAACCAAUUCAUUCAUUAAAAGAUAGAUGGUUGUUGGCACUGGGUACAGCCUCCAAUGGCAUUGGUGGUUCAUAUCCUGUAUCAUUAUAUAUAUUUGAUCCAAUAUCAGGUUUAUCGAGUCGUGGUAAUGGUCAUACAAAUGGUAUUGUAGCAAAUGAGAAAACGAAAAAUAGUCUAUCAAUAUCAGAUAAUUGUGAAAAUAGAACUAAAAUUUCAUCAAAUAGUAAUAUACGUUUAUAUCUAUCAUUAACAAUUAGUUCACCUGGAAUUAUAUUUGGUGAUAUUGGUACAAGUCCAUUAUAUGUUAUUCGUACAAUAUUUGCUGAAAAUCUUCAUCCAACACGAGAACAAUGUACUGGUGCUGUAUCAUUAAUUAUAUGGAAUUUAAUUGUAGUUGUAUCAAUAAAAUAUGGUAUUUUUAUAUUAAUGGCUGAUAAUCGUGGUGAAGGUGGAACAUUUGCUCUAUGUGGUCUAUUAACAGGUGAACAUAGUCAAUUACGUACUCGUGCUAAACAUAUUAUUAGUAUAGUAUCAAUAUUUGCUGCUUCACUUUUAAUUGGUGAUGGUGCACUUACACCAGCUAUUAGUGUUUUAUCAGCUGUUGAAGGUUUAGCAACAACUUCUGAAGCAUUAACAAAAUGGAUUUUACCAGUAACAGUUUUAAUAAUUAUGACUCUUUUCUUUGUACAAAUGUUUGGUUCAUCAAAAAUUGGUUUAACAUUUGCACCAAUUAUGAUCAUUUAG